This is a messenger RNA of Carica papaya (papaya), 1400 nucleotides long. Its product is annotated as auxin efflux carrier component 5-like. Gene Ontology annotation, biological process: auxin export across the plasma membrane; auxin polar transport. The record is from RefSeq and is a predicted model, not a curated record. Gene Ontology annotation, molecular function: auxin efflux transmembrane transporter activity. Gene Ontology annotation, cellular component: plasma membrane; endoplasmic reticulum. Lineage: Eukaryota; Viridiplantae; Streptophyta; Magnoliopsida; Brassicales; Caricaceae.
UAGUUCACCAUUUGUCACUCCCCAUUACUUUCAUUUUUCCUUCGUGCCAUACUUUUUUUUUUUAUAUAAAAUAUUAUAAUACCUAACUUAUAUAUACAUACAUACAUAUAUACGUAUAUUAAAUUAAAUAAGUAAAAGAUCAAGAAGAAUGAUAGGGUGGGAAGACGCAUACAAGGUGGUGGUAGCCAUGACUCCACUCUACGUGGCUUUAAUGUUGGGUUACGGAUCGGUUCGGUGGUGGCGGAUCUUCCCGCCGGAGCAGUGUGACGCCGUCAACCGAUUCGUUUGUUACUUCACGCUUCCCAUGUUCGUCCUCGAGUUCACCACUCACGUUGACCCGUUCCAGAUGAACUACCGGUUCAUUGCCGGAGACGCGAUCUCCAAGGUGGUGAUCGUGUUGGUGCUGGUGGUGUGGGCCAAGUGCAGUAGCAAGGGAAGUUUCAGAUGGGCCAUAACCAGUUUCUCUCUCAGCACAUUGACCAACACAUUGGUGGUGGGUGUGCCGCUGAUCGAAGCCAUGUACGGUCAGAGUGCGGUGAAUUUGGUGGUUCAGGCAUCGGUGGUUCAAGCCAUUUUUUGGUUAACUUUUCUGCUGUUUGUGUUGGAGUUUCGAAGCUCGUUGGUGACUGAAGAUGACGAUAAGGAUAUGGAGAUGAUUGGUAAUGGAGGAUCAGUGAGAAGAUCUUUCUGGUCGUUGAUGAAGAAUGUUUGGCUCAAACUCAUGGUGAAUCCUAACUGCUACGCUUGCGUUCUUGGCGUUGCAUGGGCUUUCAUGGCCAACAGGUGGCAUUUUGAGAUGCCAAAAAUCUUGGAGGGUUCUAUAUUGAUCAUGUCGAGAGCAGGGACAGGAACUGCCAUGUUCAGCAUGGGGAUGUUCAUGGCUGUGCAGCAGAAAUUGAUAGCAUGCGGGACAGGGCUGACUAUAUAUGGAAUGGUGUUGAGGUUUAUUGCGGGACCAGCCGCCAUGGCUAUUGGCUCUAUAGCUGUGGGCUUGCAUGGUGAUGUUUUACGUGUUGCAAUCAUUCAGGCAGCUCUGCCACAAUCAAUUACGUCCUUCAUCUUUGCUAAAGAAUAUGGUUUGCAUGCAGAAGUCCUCAGCACAGCUGUGAUAUUCGGGAUGAUGGUGUCUCUACCGAUUUUGAUUGCUUACUACGCAAUCUUAGAAUUUGUAAAUUAAUCCCCUCGAUUUUAUUCUUAAGCAAAUUAUUGAGGGGAUUAAUAUAUUAAUUGCUGCAACUCCUUUUUGAUAUUAUUGUAUGAGCUUUUUUGUUUUCUUCUUAAAUUUUCUACAAUACCUUUUUUCCCAUUUGAAUAUUUCUGCAAUUGAUAAUCAACUCUUAUAGUAUUGGGGGGUUUUUAUGCCGCUUCCACUCCCAAAAUUGAAAAUUAUGAAGUUGUAU